UUCCCUCUCUGUCACUCCGCUGGGCAGCACACAAACUGACUCUCCUCACCAGGUCAAACACUACAAACUGCCUCCGACGUCCAUGUCUGCACUCCGACACCCUCUCACUCCACCUCUCCACCCCACAACCUCCCCUCGCCCACUCCGACCCCGGCAUCGCCAUGGAGAUGAUUGUUCUACUUCUGCUCUUCUGCUCAGGUGUCAGGAGUCAAGAGUCCUCAUGCGGUGACACGCUAGUUAUCGGUGGUCACAUCAGGCAGUUUAUUCACUCAAAAAUAAGCAUGGACUGGUCUGAGGCGCAGACUUACUGCACGACAAAUUUCACCAACCUUGUUACUGUGUACAAUCAAAAUGACAACUACCCCGGAUUUGAACGAUAUGCAAUGGCCUGGAUCGGUCUCUAUCGUAGAAAUACCAGCCUAAGGUGGUCCAAUGGAGAGCCUGUUGAUUUUACACGAUGGUCAAACUCUACCAAUACAGAUGAACAAUACUGUGCAAUAGUCACAACUAACAACAAUGUGACAUGGGAGAAUUGUUCCCUGCGACUUCCCUUCGUGUGUUAUAACAAAGACUUUAGUUCCUCUUACAGACACAUCCUGAUCCCUGAGAGGAUGACCUGGUGUGGGGCUCGUUCUUACUGUCAGCAGAGACACGCUGACCUGGCUGUCAUUAGAGACCAGAGCCAGUAUGAUGAGGUUACACAGAUAAAGAGCAGCUCUCCUUUCUGGAUUGGUCUGAAGAGCUAUGGCUGGGAGUGGUCGGAUGGAGCGUGUUUUGACUACAGAAACGUCCCUGGAAAAAUACGUCAAACGGAUUGUCAAUACUUAAGAUUAAAUGAAAAUUACCCAAAUUAUCCGAUUCAUGCUGGGGACUGCAAUUCCAAAUUUAAAGCCUUAUGUUACAAAGACUUCAUGACGGUGGAGAUCAUUUAUCAGAAAAUGGAUUGGGAAGGAGCCUUAAAGUACUGCUUCGAAAACCACGACGGAAUGCUGACCAUCACGUCAUUACACGAUCAGAUGGUAGUCAAGCAGAAGCUGAGCUCCACUGGUCUCUCAGGUCACGUGUGGGUGGGGCUGAGACAGAGCCGUAUCUUUGGCUUCUGGAUGUGGACCAGUGAUGUCACAGUGGGGGCGUGGCGCAACUGGGAGGGGGUAAAUGCUCCGGAGAUGCCGCUGUCCAACAACUGCGGCGCUGUAUCCAUGGAGGACUUUAAGUGGAGCGAUCAGCACUGUUUGGUCAAGCGUUACUUUGUCUGUGAGAGGAGAAAGUAGGAAGCUUUAAAUGAGCAUCGCAAAAUGAUUUAAGGUGUUCGCAGUGGUCUUGAAGGCUUUUUGUUUAGCUACUCAGCUAACUGUAUAGUUAUUCAAUGGUGUCUCUAAAUAAAUAUCAGGUAGAGUAUUCUACAGAAUGUGUGCAUGAAUGGGAUAUAGUUAAGCGACCAUCAUGUUUCAACGUUUCUCUCAAUGUAUAAAUGUAUCAUGGGGUGCAUCCAAUGAAUGUUAUACUUCUAAAUUGCAUUCUGCCAAAUCGCUGUUCUGUUGCAGAGCAAAAAAAAUUACAAAAAAAGGUGAAAAUCAAAACUGCGGUGUCAUAUUUUAAAAGCCAAUGUGAAUAAAGUGUGAUAGAGAAUGUC
Hypomesus transpacificus is the source of this 1633-nucleotide messenger RNA. RefSeq names its product C-type mannose receptor 2-like. NCBI's taxonomy places the organism in Eukaryota, Metazoa, Chordata, Actinopteri, Osmeriformes, Osmeridae. The transcript is spliced from 5 exons. The coding region runs from base 162 to 1271 and encodes 369 amino acids. The record is from RefSeq and is a predicted model, not a curated record.